Molecule: messenger RNA, 541 nt
Organism: Suillus paluster
Lineage: Eukaryota; Fungi; Basidiomycota; Agaricomycetes; Boletales; Suillaceae
Exons: 6
Coding region: 126-446 (106 amino acids)
Source: RefSeq, a predicted model, not a curated record
GCUGUAUAAUAUGAAACCAAACAAGGAUAUACAUCUUCUUGGUACGGGCAUCACUCUCAUAAAACAAAGUACUAUAAACCCCGAAGGUUUCAGACUGCCUUAUAUGUAGCUCUCGCCCGGGAGAUAUGGAUUCUAGCACGACAUCCAACAUGGCGCAACUCGAUCUGAAUAAUACCUUUGGUGUGCUGUAUAUCAGCACUGCUAUUGGUGCAAUUUUUUUCGGUCUGAGCAUUGUCCAAGCGUUUCUUUACUUCCAGACACACAAGGGGUCAGGAAUCACAUUCUACAAACUUGCGGUAUGCUGGCUCUUGUUUCUCGAUGCCUUGCAUGUCGCUCUCGUUAAUUUUACGGUAUAUCAUUAUCUGAUCACCAACUACAUCAAUCCAUUAGCACUUUUUGAGAUUGUGUGGAGCUUUAAGGCGCAAACGAUCAUCGACGUAAGUUAGAACAAGCGAUCUAUUGCGUGAUAUACUUCAUUUCAUGGAUUCUCAGGCACUUAUUGUGUUUAGCGUGCACCUCUUAUAUCUGCAGCCGAUAUGGA